Messenger RNA from Ahaetulla prasina, 3595 nucleotides. It is a transcript of the gene TCF19, whose product is annotated as transcription factor 19. Gene Ontology annotation, cellular component: nucleus. The transcript has 3 exons. The record is from RefSeq and is a predicted model, not a curated record. Gene Ontology annotation, molecular function: protein binding. Gene Ontology annotation, biological process: regulation of gene expression. Lineage: Eukaryota; Metazoa; Chordata; Lepidosauria; Squamata; Colubridae. The coding region runs from base 1075 to 2220 and encodes 381 amino acids.
CCUCGGGCUAGAAGCGAAGCGCGGACGAGACUCCGGGAAGCGCCUUCCUUUAAGGCGAUUCGAGGCGUCGCCAAGGAGACGGCGAUUCAAGAACCCUCCCUUCUACGCCCCCUCUCCGCCCAAGAUCGCUCGUUGCUACGGCGACGCCCGGGUUCUAGAACCGAACCGCGUUGCCUGAGCAGAGCGGGGCGUUGGAUGUUCCAGAACGCUUGCAAGGAAGGGCGGUCGACUUUGCUGCCGGGCAAACCGGAGAGACAAGAAACCUGCAACUUUUUGUGGCUGGCCGGCCGGUAUAAAUCCGAAUUAAUUUCCAGGAGCCUCAAGCCUGCUGCAGAAAGCCGAGCCGGUCCCUCGAGCUCUGCAUCCUCCCUUUCCCGAGGAGGAUGCUCGAAGGAGCCCGGCGGGGCUUCUGAUUUCCACGAACUCGGGACCUGCGGGGUCAUUUUAGGAGGCUGGCGAAUUAUUUAUUGUCCCUGCCGUGGAAACCUGGAACCCUCCUGCAAGAAGAAAAAAGGAAAGACGAAAAAAAAAAAAAAGACUUCAUGCAAGAAUUCCCAUGGCGAGUUGCAGACACGGGUGUUUUUUUGCACCCGCCAUGCGGGUCAGGAGUCCCUCUGACUCGAAAUUGCUCUUGAGGAAAUAAUUGUCCUUAAAACGUCUGAAGCGGUGUCUUGCAACUGAAGCAGUGUCAUGAUGAGAUGAAACGGGGUUGCAUGACUAAAGAAGCCUUGUUGGUUGUUUGUUUUUCUUUGCAGUUAAUCAAUCGAGGUUAAAGCAAGGAAGCUGGGCUAAUGGAAGGAACCCCUGGCUCCUCCCUCCCCUUUCAGGUAGAGAUAAACCUGUCAUUGCACAACAGCCUGUGAUUUGGGGACAUUCAGCCAAUUUUUGUAACGAUCUCAGUUUUUGCAAUCGACCCUAUUCUCUUAACAUCCAGUGCUGCUGUUUUUCCCUUGGAAAUUUUGCCAGCUUGUCACGGCAGAAAGUCAACUUGCUGGCUUGCAGGUGGAGUGACUGAACCCUGCCGGACCUGCUUUGUCACCUGACACCUGUCUUUGGAUUGAAGGAGACCUAGCCAUGCUUUCUGAAGCUCUGCCCUGCUUCCAGUUACUCCGGAUGGGACCGGCCUCUUCUGGGGAUUUGCCAAACCGAGAUCUCUACACUUUCCGACCUGCCAAGCCCAGCUGCGUCUAUCGUCUGGGUCGCCGAACCGAAGUUUGUGAUGUCAUUCUGUUGUCUGAACAGAACCCGGCCUUGAUCUCCCGGGUCCAUGCGGAGAUACACGCAGAACGGGAUGCUGACAGCAUGGCGGGGGAGUGGCGAGUUGGCCUGGUGGACUGCAGCAGUUAUGGUACAUACAUCAAUGCUCUCCGCAUGUCCCACGGCCAGAGGGUAGAUCUGAACGAUGGAGACCUUCUGACUUUCGGCCAUCCCAGCCCGGUGCCCGAGGGUUGCGUGUUACCGCCGCCACAUGGCAACUCCGAGUUUUAUUUCCUCUUCCAGAAAGUCCGUGUUCGGCCGCAAGACUUUGCAGCUAUCACCGAACCCAAAGCCCCCUGGGCUUCUUCCUCUGGCUUCCGGCCGGUGUUGCCUUCCGACAACCAUCGCAUCCAUCCCCUAUCCCGUCAUUCGCCCACCUCCCUCUCAUGCCGCCCCAAAGCCACCCUCAUCCUUAGCUCCAUUGGCAGCCUUAGCAAGCUGAAACCCCAUCCCUUCACGUUCUCUUUGAGUCAGAGCCGAUGCACGGAUCCUCCCACCCAGCCGAAACCAUCCCGCAAUCGCCGUAAGUCGGCUCACACGGUGCUUCCUGAACUAGAGGAUGAAAUCGCACGUCUGGAAGAGGAACAGCCACCCCCGGAUAAGGAGCAGCGCUUGGGAACUUACCGAUGUUGCCAGAGUAGCAAUUUGAGGCUCCAGCAAAGAGUGCAGGAACGGAGCAAAAGCAUCCAGGAAGAUGUAGAACCAAAGCUUCAUAUCACACCGAGUGGGAAGCGUCGUGGUCGGCCUCGGAAGAAUCCUCUGGGAAGCGCUGGCCAAGUUUUCUCCCAGACUCUUUCUUCCCUGGAGCCAUGUGCGGCUCCCCGGUGCCGCCUUCCCCAGGAUGAGAUGGUGGAGUGGGUCCAGUGCGAUGGCUGCGAUGCCUGGUACCAUGUAGCCUGUGUGGGCUGCAGCUAUAGUGUUGUGAAAGAGGCAGAUUUUCGGUGUGUUGCCUGCCGUUCAUAAUGCCAGAUAAUUCUCCUCAGAAAACGGGUCCCAUCAGUGACCGAAAAGAUUUUUUUAAAAAAAUAAGAUCCCUGAUGGACGCAUGCGGACUACUGAAAAUUUGCACAGGGUAAGCCUUCCUUCAUAGAGAAAGAAGCAGAUAUUCAGUAGGGUGAACUGUGGAUACGUGCAACGGAAACCCCUUAGACCAGGGGUCUCUUAGCUUUGCUGGCUAAGGAACUCUGGAAGUUGAAGUCCACAAGUCUUAAAGUUGCCAAGAUUGGAGAGCCCUGCCUUAGACGGAAUGGGGUGAGCAACCUUUGACACGUAAAAGGAGACAGACUCCCAAGUUAUCAGUCCCGUUUCUUUGGAAAUCACUGCCUUGCUGAGAAAAUGUCAAGCAAGCGUUUGUGGGAAUGUAUCAUGCUGUAAAUGGCUACCUGGUGACCCUCUGGAGAAGGUCAGUGAGAACCUGGAGAUCAACGCAAUAGACCUUUGGCGCAGAGUCCCCCCUCUUGGAAUCUUUUCAUUUUUGAACUUUUUUCAAAAAUUUUCAAAAACGUUCUCAUCUUUGAAAACGUUUUUGUUUUUGAAAGUCCUGCAGAAGAUGUGCAGGGAAGAACAAUCCGUAUAUGUCAGUUGGCUUGCACAACAAAUUCAUAAAACAGCCGAAUAUGGCCAAGGUUCGGAUGGGGCGCCAACUUUCUGAUCGCGCCAAAUGGUCUGAUCACCAUCCGUGCCUUACAACAGGGAGAAGGCUGUUGUGUGAACAACCAGCUGCUUCCUGGAGGGGUCAACAAGGGUGGUCAAAACACAAAAGAAGCCACUUGGGGAAGGCAGAUCCAAGAAUUGCGUCUCCGGAUUUGAGAUUUGGGGCUCUUCAAAUCUUCACUUAAGUUCAUGUACGCCAGGGGAAGAUUUUCCAAGAACAGGAUUUGCUCCCUCUCUCUAGCCUUUGGGGUGGACGAGAUGGCAGGUGAAAAAGCAAGCACGGAGUUAAAAGAUGAAGAAUUAAAUGGGAAGAAAAAAACAGCAACACAUAACCCACGAAUUCUAAAUUCCAGAGAAAUGAAUGGGGGCUUGUAUUCGAAUUGAUGAGGCUGGUACCGUUCACCAUCUGCUUUUGUCCGUAUUUAAAGCGCGUACGUUUGCUUGACUGUUACACCAAAAGCAACCAGGAAGGAAAGAUUUCCCAUCCUCUUCACUUUUCACCCUCUGUUUUCGCCUCCCAGCACCGGGCAGUGAGACGAGUGGAGGGGGGGGGAAGAAGGGGAGGAUUUUUUACUCUUUUUAGCAAUCGCUUUUUUGACUUUUUUUAAAAAAAGCUUCUUGCACUUUAUAUGCAAAUAAGGCAGGCACACAAUUUGAGUGCUCCUUUUGAUUUAACUUAGCUUCU